This is a messenger RNA of Brugia malayi, 1227 nucleotides long. RefSeq names its product Platelet-activating factor acetylhydrolase, plasma/intracellular isoform II family protein. The transcript has 8 exons. The record is from RefSeq and is a predicted model, not a curated record. Gene Ontology annotation, molecular function: 1-alkyl-2-acetylglycerophosphocholine esterase activity. The coding region runs from base 1 to 1227 and encodes 408 amino acids. NCBI's taxonomy places the organism in Eukaryota, Metazoa, Nematoda, Chromadorea, Rhabditida, Onchocercidae.
AUGGGCAUCUCAACAUCGAUGCAAAAAGAUUCCACUGUACUCUCUUGUUAUGGAAGUGGAAAAUUUGAUGUAGGAUGUGCCGAAAUAAUGAUCAGCGAUAGUGAUAGUGCAAGUGGUGAUGAUAUUGGCAUCCUGUUAACAAUCUACUAUCCAUGCGAUAGUGCAACCAGAUCAGAUGAACAAUCGGAACAUCCCUUGUGGCUUCCGAGAGAAGAAUAUUUAGAUGGUUUAGCAGACUAUCGGAAUUCAUCUUCUCGCUGGAUGCAUUUUAUUCACAGAUGGUUUAUUGGAGAAAAAAGGAUUCCCGCUCGUCGGCAUCUUGCAUUAAAUAAGAGUAUAGCAAACUAUCCAGUUCUGAUAUUUUCUCAUGGCCUUUCAGCAUGUCGUCACUUUUAUUCAGUUUAUUGUUCAUCACUGGCAAGUCAUGGCUAUAUUGUAGCAGCUAUCGAGCAUAGAGAUUGUUCAGCUUGCUGGACAUAUAAAUAUGAAACUAAUGAAAAAACAGGCGAAAAAAUAGAAGUGCCGGUGAAAAUUCGUAAACUUAUGCCAACCGACGAUGAAUUUCAGCUGCGAAAUGGACAACUUCAUAAACGAGUAGCUGAAUGUAUUAAAACGUUACAUAUACUCGAGGAGUUAAAUUUGGGACAGUUUAGUUCGGAUCAACAAAUUGGCAAAAAGUUAUUGUUGGGAAAUGAUUUCGAGUGGUCACAGUUCAAGGAUCACUUAGAUAUGGACAGGGUAUUUAUUGCUGGUCAUUCGUUUGGUGGUGCAACAGCUAUCGCUGCUGCAGCAACUUCCCCUACUGGUUUUAAAGCUGCUGUUAUACUCGACGGAUGGAUGUUUUCAAUUGAAAGAGAAUUGCUUACACGUGUUUAUCAGCCUAUUUUGUUUAUGAAUGCAGAAAACUUUCAAUGGGAAGCAAACGUAAAAGAUAUGUUACAAGUUACCGAAAACUCGAAACGCGGCAUUCUACUUACAUUUAAUGAAGCUUUGCAUCACUCUUUCACAGAUUUUCCUCUAUUGAUUCCGGAAAUACUGUGCCGUUGGUUCGGCAUACAAAGUUUACACGAUCCGGUGCAGAUUAUCGAGGCAGUGAUUGAAUUAACUGUGCACUUUUUGAAAUCUUAUGACGAAGACCCACAUGUUGCUCUCAACCUAUUAAAAUUUGAAAACAUCAUCACAUUGGGAGCGAAAUUUGCCUCGCAAGCACCUGCAUUAUCCACGUAA